Molecule: messenger RNA, 10757 nt
Organism: Ictidomys tridecemlineatus (thirteen-lined ground squirrel)
Lineage: Eukaryota; Metazoa; Chordata; Mammalia; Rodentia; Sciuridae
Source: RefSeq, a predicted model, not a curated record
UUCUUUGUUUUCCAGGUUAUAUUUCACACUAUGUGCUGACUGUAUCUACAGAAGAUAUUUAACAAAAAAAAAAGAUAAACUUUUUUCAAAGAUUUUGAUUCCAGUGGAAUCUUUGCUUUAGAUUUGUGUGUGUGUGUGUGUAUUAGUGAAUUGUAACUCCAGAAGCAAUGCCUGUACAAGCUCCACAAUGGACGGAUUUCCUCUCCUGCCCAAUUUGCACUCAGACUUUCGACGAAACAAUUCGAAAGCCCAUCAGUUUGGGCUGUGGCCAUACUGUCUGUAAGAUGUGCCUGAACAAACUCCACCGCAAGGCUUGCCCAUUUGACCAGACCACUAUCAAUACAGACAUUGAGCUCCUUCCCGUGAACUCAGCAUUGCUGCAGCUAGUGGGUGCUCAGGUCCCUGAACAGCAGCCCAUUACUUUGUGUAGUGGGGUUGAAGACACAAAGCAUUAUGAAGAAGCCAAGAAAUGUGUAGAAGAAUUAGCAUUGUACCUGAAACCGCUCAGCAGUGCUAGAGGAGUGGGUCUGAAUAGCACUACCCAGAGUGUUCUGAGUCGCCCAAUGCAGAGGAAGCUUGUGACUCUGGUUCACUGCCAACUAGUGGAAGAAGAAGGCAGGAUUCGUGCCAUGAGAGCUGCUCGCUCUUUAGGUGAACGAACAGUUACAGAACUCAUUCUCCAGCACCAGAAUCCUCAGCAACUCUCUUCUAAUCUUUGGGCAGCAGUCAGGGCUAGGGGCUGUCAGUUCCUUGGACCAGCAAUGCAGGAGGAAGCUCUAAAGCUGGUUCUACUGGCCUUAGAAGAUGGCUCUGCUUUGUCAAGAAAAGUACUGGUUCUUUUUGUGGUGCAAAGGUUGGAGCCGCGGUUUCCUCAAGCUUCUAAAACUAGCAUUGGGCAUGUUGUUCAGCUCCUUUACAGAGCCUCCUGCUUCAAGGUCACCAAACGUGAUGAAGACUCUUCUCUGAUGCAGCUGAAAGAAGAAUUUAGAACUUAUGAAGCUCUGCGACGAGAGCAUGACUCCCAGAUAGUACAGAUUGCUAUGGAAGCAGGCUUAAGGAUUGCACCAGACCAGUGGUCCUCUUUGCUUUAUGGAGACCAGUCUCACAAAUCUCACAUGCAGUCCAUUAUUGACAAGUUGCAGACCCCAGCCUCUUUUGCUCAGAGUGUUCAGGAACUAACAAUUGCUCUCCAGCGGACUGGAGACCCAGCAAACUUGAACCGACUAAGACCCCAUUUGGAACUAUUAGCAAACAUUGACCCAAGUCCAGAUGCUCCUCCUCCUACUUGGGAACAGCUAGAAAAUGGACUGGUAGCUGUGCGUACAGUUGUACAUGGGCUGGUUGAUUAUAUACAGAACCAUAGCAAAAAAGGAACAGAUCAACAGCAGCCUCCACAGCAUAGCAAAUAUAAAACAUACAUGUGUCGAGAUAUGAAGCAAAGAGGAGGAUGCCCUCGUGGUGCCAGCUGUACAUUUGCACACUCACAAGAGGAACUGGAAAAAUUUCGUAAAAUGAACAAACGUCUAGUUCCCAGAAGACCUCUGAGUGCCUCUUUGGGUCAGUUGAAUGAGGUGGGCCUGCCUUCUGCAGCCAUCCUUCCAGAAGAAGGUGCAGUGGAUCUACCUAGCAGAAAACCCCCUGCUCUACCAAAUGGAAUUGUGCCAGCAGGAAAUACAGUAACACAACUGAUUCCACGGGGGACAGAUCCCAGCUAUGAUUCUAGUCUGAAACCAGGGAAAAUAGAUCAUCUGAGCAGUAGUGCUCCAGGAUCCCCUCCUGACCUGCUAGAAUCUGUCCCUAAGAGUAUUUCUGCCUUACCUGUGAAUCCACAUCCUGUACCUCCAAGGGGGCCGGCAGAUCUGCCUCCCAUGCCUGUCACCAAACCACUUCAGAUGGUACCACGAGGUUCUCAGUUAUAUCCAGCACAAGCAGAUGUUUAUUAUCAGGAUCCUCGAGGAGCUGCCCCACCAUUUGAACCAGCACCUUAUCAGCAGGGUAUGUACUAUACCCCACCACCAUGUGUAUCCCGCUUUGUUCGACCUCCACCAUCUGCUCCUGAACCUGGUCCUCCCUACUUGGAUCCUUAUCCACCCUACCUCCAAGAUCGUGUUAUGAACUCUCAGUACAGCGCACAGCCACAACAGUACCCACCUAUGUACCCACCUCACUAUGAUGGCCGUCGAGUGUACCCUGCUCAGUCUUAUACAAGAGAGGAAAUUUUCCGAGAAAGCCCUAUACCCAUUGAGAUUCCACCUGCUGCAGUACCAUCAUAUGUACCAGAGUCCAGAGAAAGAUACCAGCAAGUGGAGGGUUACUAUCCAGUAGCCCCUCAUCCUACUCAGAUCAGACCUUCGUAUCCCAGAGAGCCUCCAUAUAGCCGGCUUCCUCCUCCUCCCCCCCAGCCCCAUCCUAGUCUAGAUGAACUACAUCGCCGACGAAAGGAAAUUAUGGCUCAACUGGAGGAAAGAAAGGUUAUCUCUCCACCUCCUUUUGCACCUUCACCAACAUUGCCUCCCACAUUCCAUCAAGAGGAAUUUUUGGAUGAAGAAUUGAAGGUAGCUGGGAAAUACAAAGGAAAUGAUUAUAGCCAAUACUCUCCUUGGUCAUGUGACACCAUCGGCUCCUACAUUGGAACCAAAGAUGCAAAACCCAAAGAUGUUGUGGCAGCAGGGAGUGUGGAAAUGAUGAAUGUGGAAAGUAAAGGAAUGAGAGACCAGCGAUUGGAACUUCAGAGAAGAGCAGUAGAAACCAGUGAUGAUGACCUCAUCCCAUUUGGAGACCGACCAACAGUAUCUCGGUUUGGUGCCAUCUCUCGAACUUCCAAAACGCUAUAUCAGGGUGCUGGCCCAAUGCAGGCUAUGGCACCUCAGGGAGCUCCCACAAAAUCUAUUAACAUUUCUGAUUACAGUCCAUAUGGAACCCACGGUGGCUGGGGAGGUUCUCCAUAUUCACCUCAUCAAAAUGUAACUUCUCAGGGACACUUCAGUGAGAGGGAGCGAGUAUCCAUGCCAGAAGUAGCCAGUCAUGGAAAACCCCUUCCAUCUGCUGAGAGAGAACAACUACGACUAGAAUUGCAGCAACUGAACCAUCAGAUUAGCCAGCAGACUCAGCUACGCGGAUUAGAGGCGGUUAGUAACAGGCUGGUGUUGCAGAGGGAAACAAACACCUUGGCCGGACAGCCACAGCCGCCGCCUCCUCCAAAGUGGCCUGGAAUGAUCUCAAGUGAGCAGUUGAGCUUGGAACUGCAUCAAGUGGAAAGGGAAAUUGGGAAGAGAACCCGGGAACUAAGUAUGGAGAACCAGUGUUCUCUGGACAUGAAAACCAAAUUGAAUACAAGUAAGCAAGCAGAAAAUGGACAACCAGAACCACAAAACAAGGUUCCAGCUGAGGACCUUACAUUGACAUUCAGUGAUAUACCGAAUGGAUCAGCCUUGACACAAGAGAAUAUCAGCCUCCUGUCAAACAAGACCAGCUCUCUGAACCUAUCAGAGGACCCAGAGGGAGGAGGAGAUAACAAUGACUCCCAGAGAUCCGGAGUUACUCCCAGUUCUGCUCCCUAAAACAUGAGAAAUCCUAAUAUUCUCUUCUGCUCCUAAUCAAUUUGUGGAGCAUAAGGGUAGAAGAAUGAAUGACUUCUAAAUGUGUUCUCUCUAAGAGUGAUCAGAGAAAUCCAGGAAAAGCACCAGAGGCAAUGUGCACAAACACCACUACUAAAAACAAACCCUGCACAUAGUUCACAUUAACGCAUUUUUUUUUAAUUUAAAGAAAAAGAAAAUUAGCAGUAUCUGCAAGCAAUUCAGAUUAAAUUUGUUUUUGUUCUGUGAAUGAACUUUAUUUUAAUAACUUUGGACGCCUUGGAUCCAGGGCUUUAAAAAAAGAUGAUGAUAUUAUAUAUACACUCUGUUUGAUUAAUUGUAUGAUCUUAAUGAAGUAGGUUUUUCUUGUAUUUUGGUAUUAUUACAUACCCAGUGUAUAAUUCCUUACCUCCAGUCCUUUCCAACUCUCACCACUCCUUAAACUAAAACAGACAAAAAGCACUAGCGUUUCUUAGAAUUCUGUGGUGCUUGAGAAACAGAGACAAUAGACUGAGUUACUAGAAAAUGUGCAGCAAACUAAAUUUCUCAGACCUUGUUAUUUAGAAUUUUUUCCUUUUUGGAUCACUAGGUUCAUGGAUAAAAAAAUGUUUUUUGCUAUGACAUUAAAACGUUUGUUGUUAACCAACCAUUUAGAAGGGUUUUAUUUUCAACUUUUAAGAAUGAAAAUUAACAACUAAAUGUUUUAGCUCCCUGUUAAGGAUCCUUUGCAUUCUCUUAAUGUAAUCAGAAAGGCAAUUCAGUGUGUCCUUUUUGAUGAGAUUUAAAUGAAGAUUAAGAGUGAAAUGUAAUUUGUUAGCACUAAAAAUACACAAUUAGUAUAUUAGCUAUUGAGCUCAUGGUUGGGAAUUUGAAGCUUUUUUUUUUUUUUAUUAAACUUUGCUAAAAUCAGAAUGCUCAAAAAACAGGACAAUCAUCCAUGUUUUAAAAUUAACACUUUAUUUGAACUUAAACAGGGACACCUUUUUUCAGUAAAUGAAAUAUGGACACAUUAUUUCUUUUACUCUCAAAACUUACAAAAGCAUAAAAUAAAACCCGUGUACUGGAGCCCUUGGAUUUCAAAAAAGAUUUGGCAGAUAUAAAACUGCCUGAAUCUUAAGGGUGGUUUGUGAAUUGAUCACUGGUUGCUAUCCCAAAUUAUUAGCAUAAAUAAGUAGUAAAUAUUUUGAAAUCAAUUUUCAUAGAUUUGGAUUCCAGCCUUGAUAAACUUUGUUCAAGAAAAUUUUGCAAAGAGGAAGAAUUUUUUUUUUAAUUUUUAGUUCUGCUGCACAUAUUCUGAUACCCUGAGUCUAUACUUAACCCCUAUAAAGCAUGUUUUGUGGGGAUUAUUUCACUCUCUCUGUCCACUGUUUGCCUGAUAUUUUUAGUUUCCCUUUUUGGAUUAUACUACUAAAUCAGAAAGCACUGGUUAUGUAAUAAGUUACUGCAUUGCUUUGGUUGGGUAAAAGCAAAAGUUUAUAUUUUUCUUGUUUCUUAUAUUCUUAACCCUUAACUCCUGCUGAGGUCAUAACAGCCUCAGACUAAGCUCUGUGUCCAUUAUAUUAUUAACUGAAACAAAUGGGGGUGGGUGGGAAGGGUAAUACAGUCCUGCCAUUGCCUACCAGUAGGAGAGUCCAAACCGAACACUCUUUUGAGUAGCGAUUAUUUAAUUUGCCCAGUCAAGGCACCGUGUUUAUAUACUAUUUCACAUUGAAUUUGAUUAUGCCCUACAGACCUGGCUGGUCAAGGAUUUGAUAUACACAUUUGGCUUGGGAUUCGAGCUUUCUUUUUUAUUUAAAUAAAAAUUUAUAUAUAUAUAUUAUAUAUAUACAUAUAUACAUAGCUAUAUCUGUAUAUAUAUUGGGUAUGUUUUAAGGAUUUCUUCGCAUGAGCGCAGCUGUUGCGAUAAAAUGACUGAUUGGGAGGUAGAAGCACUGAACGAAGGUGAGGCAUUUUUUCAGUUGAUACAUUUCCUUUUUUUAAAAAAAAUACAUUCAUACAUUUGCUUUUUUUGACCUUUUUUUUUUAAAAAAAAACCCUAUUAUAUUUACACUUUAAGUACUUAUUGUUUAUUGGGAGAAGGAAAGAAACUUUUGUUAUGUCUGACAGUCUUAAGAAUUUUCAUUUCUUUAUAUAAAAGCCAACAUUAUUUGCCUCCAACCUUCUGUAGGCAAAUUUGGACAUAUCUUAUUUCUCCUUUGGACAUGUCAGAUAAUUCCUAAGUUUUAGAAGCAGUUGGUUUAUUUUGGAAGUUGGAAUGAUUCUGCUAUUAGAAAAGAAUUUAUGGGUAAUGAUUUUGUUGAGGUUAGGAAUAAAAGUAAAGUAGUUCCAUUCCCCUAAUAACUCAAAUUCUUUCAUUCUUGUUCUUAUUUUCUCUGUAUACACUAAUGCCUUUUUUAAAAAUGUAUUUUCAUUUGGGGGCAAAAAAAAAAAAGUCUUUUCUGGCAUGAAUUCUAGCUAUAGCCCUUCCUGUCCCCACACUCUAGAGGCAGUCUGCUUGGAUAGAAAAGCAGAAUGUAGACCAUCUUCUUGUUCAGUUGUUUUAAAUUGGCCAUCCUGCCUUACCUGCUGGAAACUGUUACAGCUUUCCUAGUGCCCUCCAACAGGUUUGGGAAUUUAUUAAAACCCCUAAACUUGGGGGGGGGGGACAUUUUGUUGUUGUUUUUCUCUUGGAUAUACUUUGUGUUAUGAGGAGCCAGUAAAGGUAAAUGGCCUAUUAGGGCAUAACCACUUGACUCUGGAACCGCUUUUUUAUCAAAAUCUAAAAAGCAUUGAUUUUUUUUCCUGGCUUUUUAAAUUUAUUUGUGCCUUUAGAGACAUUAGAAGUGAAACCAAUCAGGUAAGAAAUAUAGUUUUUUUGUGCUUCCUUUUAAACAUGAGUUUCUUCUGGAGAUGAUCUUGUGCUUUUCAAAAGCAAGUCUUGGAAAUCUCAAAUGAACUCCAUCAACAGUUCUGAAAGGGUUAAGAUAGAGUAAUGAGCAUUGUGUUCACUCUUGUUUAGAUAACAAAGUUAGAUUUUAUUAUAAUGAGGAAUAGAAAAAGUGUUUUGGAUUAUUUUUUCAAGGGGUUUUUGGAAAAGUGUAGAAGAAUUGAGAAUAAGAUGUCCAGGAUCAGUUUCCUGUCUUACAUGUAGUGUUUUUUUUUGUUUUUUUUUUUUAAUUUAUAGAUAUUGUCAAAAGGUAGGUCUAAUAGAUGCCCUUUUUUGGCUAAUGUACAGAGCCUAAAGUGACCAAAGAUCUAUUCUUUAUUUUCUAAUUGAGAAGAAGUUAGUUCCUAGUAGUAAUAUUACUCAAAUGAUAAUGACACUAUUCUUAAUGUCAACUACUCAGAAUGUAUAGAAAUUGGUUUGGUACAGCAUUAAUGUGGGUGAUUCCCUUCUCCCAUCUUAUUUCCCUUCCCUUUUCCUACUUUUCCAUGUAUUUAUUCGUUUGCCUGAAAGAUAACAAAUUGAUAUGAUUCUUAUUUGCUACUUUGAGUAUGUAACUCCAUCAGAUUUUGCAUGGGUCCCCAUUGUUGGAGCUCAAAAUUUAAUUCCUAAGUUUUCCCAUGAAUCUUUUGUUUUUUUCCCCUGACCCUUGUUCAUUCUGCAGUUUCCCCUUGACUUACCCACUGCCCUUCCCAAUCUGUAACAGUGACAGUUUGCUGCCUCAAAACAGAGCAUUCAAAUGAAUUCGCUUAGCCAAUAACUUCUGUGAAGUUGCCUUUUCUAAUGGUGUUAUUACUCAGUGAUGCACAAAUGUGGUAUUUGCCCUACUGGUAGGCAAACAGAGAUCUGGUUAAGAAUGGUAACCUGCUGUUUUCUUUAAGGGAGAGCCAAAGACUUGUGCUUUACUGUUUUGGUUUGGGGGGAUGUAGUAGCCAUUUUGAUUGUGAAACCUUUUAGUAUUUGUGAAUUGACUGUACUGUGUAGAUUUAUCUAAAGUUAACUGUUAAAGUUAGCUGGCCUUAUAAAAUGUAAAAAAGUAAUGGAAAUUCAUCAUUUUUUUCUAAACCAGUGAAUGUCUGCUUUUACAAUAUUGAGUAAGCAACCACCUGCCUUUUUUGAGACUAUCUUAUAAUAGCAUCUCCCAUGGUUUUGUUUUUUCACUUGUGCCUGAAGGAUGAUACACUCUCAGGAUGGUCAGGUCAUGGAACUGGGUAAUCUUCCUGAGUAUCUGGCUAAUGAGAAAUAAUUAAUUGUAGUCAGAUUCAGAGAAAAAUAAGAUUCUUUUCACUAAAGAGGAUUCAUUUGCUUUUACAUAUAUAUAAUAUGUUAUAUAUAUGUAUACACCCAUGGUGGUGGAUGGAAGUCUCGCUAUCUUUUUUCUACUUUUGUUCAUUUUAAAGAACUGAGUAAAGGCUUCAUAGAUAUCUGUAAAAACCACCUAUAAUGAUAUUUCAUUAGGAGAAAUGGCCCAGUUACUUUUAGAAGAAAUUAAUAACUUGUCUGAAAAUUAACUGCAGUGUUCACUUAAACCUUUACCUUAAAAAUAGUCCUAGUUUAUUAAAAUUUUAAUUGAUACAUGGUUACAGUGUUGUAAAGUGAUCUCUUCCCCUGGAAGUUAAAAUCAGAGCUGCCAAAUUAAAAACAGAUUGGAUUCAGCUUUGGGGACUAAACAGACAAACUGUCUACUGCUGGUGUCAUUGUCCCUCAUGCCCUCUGGCUGAUCCACAUCUACAUUUCUACCUUGGACAGCUUUUAUUUUUAUAUUUAUUGUUGCUUCAGCUCAGCUUUAUGAAAUUUUUCUGCUGAAAUGACUUAUUGGGAAUUGUAGAUGAAUUGCAGUUAAUUUUUUUUAAUUCUCAAUUCCUCUUUUCUGAGCCACUUAAAGCUGUUUUGUCAAAAGGUACUAUUUACUAUGGUAAAUAACUUAAGAUUUGAAGUUUUAAGAUUUUUGUUUUUGUGACUGCUAAAAGUCUUUUCACAGUAAAUUCUAAUUAAUAAGUAAUACUAGCUAUAAUGUUAAUUAAGAAUAAGAAACUGCCAACACCAGGAAUAAGUGACACCUUUUAUUAAUCAGUAAUGUUCCCAAUAGGUGGGUUUUCAAUACUGCACUGAGCAGAGUGGGUCCAGAGCCCUUUGCAACCAUGUUGUGGUCGCAGGGUUACCUCACUACUGGAACCCUGGUUUUCAGAGCCUCAGAGUUUUCAGCCAAACACUGAAUUUCCCCUAAAUUUUGUCCUGAGCAAAACAUCCCUAAAGUAAUAUUUAUUUUCACUAGAAAUUAAGGCACAACAACCCAAGGUGGAAAACUUAAACCUGUAGACAAUAUUGUGUCUAAAAUGUGUGUUUAGAGAAAUAAAAUCCUGUGGAGUUUGUUAUCCUAAUGUAUGUUUAUUAUAUACUAGAUAACGUGACUUGUUUUCUUAUAUUGAAGUUCCACUGUCUCUGGCUUUUCUUUGGUUUUGUGUUCUUGUUUUUGUUUUUGUUUUUUUUUUUAACUCUAAGCAGACAGAGCUCACAAGUCUUUGGCAUCCGUUUUAGGUUGUACACUCAGAGUUGUCUUAUAACUGGAAACUGUCAGGUGGGGCAUGUGAGAGGGUCAAAAAAGGGUGGGAACAAAUAGUGGGUUGAUAAUUGGUUGGGUGGUUGGUUUUUUUGUUUUGUUUUUUUGGCCUGGGUUUUUAAAAAAUUAAAGAUGUUUUAGUGUUACCUCUCCUCAUUAUUGGUUGCCUUUCUCACAAUAAUAUCUGAUUUAGCCCAUAAAAUAUUCCUUUGAUUUAAAGGCAUUUUAAGCUUUUUUGCCUCUAAUAUUUACCUUUCUCUGUUCAGUUGAAACACUAUCUUCAGACUACUUUUUUCAGAUGUUGCCUGAGUGUUCAUAUUUACCCCUUUUUCAUCCUUUGUCUUUUUCCCACAUUUUGGAAAUGAAUGGGACUUGAAGAAAAAAAAUUUCUUUCAUUUUAUUUAUUGGUCAUGGACUUUAUUAGCUUUAUGAUGAAUCUAUGACUUGGAAACAUGAACAUUGGAAAAAGUGAAUUAAGAUAAUGAACAAAAACCUUUCACCCACUUAAACAUUUUCCAGUUGUCAGAUUCCUCAUGAUGUGUGUGGUCUCUUCCCAUUGCCCCCUGCAGCCCUUUUUUCUCUGCUCAAUUGGUCUUUAGGCUCAUACCAGUCUCCCAGAGACAUUCUGCAGUCAUUAUCACCUUUUUGGGUGGAUUUUAUUUUGUUUUGUUUUUUAAAAAAAAAAAUAAUAAUAACUUUUUAACAUUGAUGCAUAUUUGCUUGGGAUAGAGCUUGUGUAAUUUACCAAUCGUAUUGAUUGUAUGUGAUUGUGCCCUGCAGAGGUAUACUUAACAAGACAAAAAUAAUCUAGGUGAAUAAAGGAGCCCUUGAGAUUUGAGUCAGGUUAUAAGAGAUUUAAUAAAAUCACUUAGAAUUUUGGAUAGUAAGAAUUCUUUCUCUUAUUCUUAUAAAUCAGUGUUAGAUAAAAUGUCAUUUUUUAAAGGUUUUUCUUGCAUUCCUAGGUUUGUUUGGUUUGAGGUUUUUGGGUUUUUUUGCCUGUCUCUACCCACCUGUUCAGAAAUUUUUAAAAAUUUAGUGUUCAGCCUUAAAGUGACAGCUGAUUUUUAAUUGCUGAAUUUUGUGAAAUUUUACUUUUUCCAAAUGUUUUCAAUUUUUUAAAAAGUGAAAAUAGACAAUGGGUUGGGAUUUCACAAGCUGUGAAUAAUUCCGUAGCAUCUGGCAAACUGUGAAAUCUUGUUCGAAGGCUUUGUAAUGACUUAUCUGAAAGUUCUUUUGGAAUGGGGGGGGCAGGGAAUCUUGUUUGAAAUGGACCAUUUCCUCUCUUUUUAGUAUUCCUAAUUUUUAAGCAGCCUUCAGAACAAAUAAAAAAAAGAAAUGAUAGGACUAUGUUUAGAGCAGCAAAACUCUGACUGAAUAAGUACAAGUUCUACUUUUUGCAGAUUUGAGAGGAUUAGGGCCAUCUUUUUCUAUUUUCUAUUAUUUGUGUGCAUGUUGUUUGUAUCAAGAUGCCACAUUUUGUUAAAAUGCUAUUUCCUUUCUUUAUUACCUUAGAAACUGACUCAGCCUCUUGUUGCUCCUGAUUAGUGUUUAAGGCUCCCAUGAGUUGCAGAUAAAAGGAUUUAUUUUAACCAGUAGAAGGAGGUGAUUCACCAUUUGGAUUGUAAAUAUACGAACGUGUCUACGAGGUCUUUAUCUGCUUUCUGUCAGCAUUUAUAUUAAAUGAUAAAUUAAUGAGUAA